UCUCUCUGCGGCCAUGGUAACACUUUCCUCAAUACCGGACCUCUGAUUCAAAAAACUACACAAACAAGUGCUUUUCAUGCAGCUAUUAUUCAGCAUGAAUUUGGCAGAGAUAUGUGACAACGCCAAGAAGGGUCGUGAGUAUGCUUUGCUUGGGAACUAUGACUCCUCCAUUGUGUACUACCAGGGUGUCAUUCAACAGAUCCACAAGCACUGUCAAUCCCUCAGAGACCCUGCACUUAAAGUCAAAUGGCAACAGGUCAGGCAAGAACUCACUGAGGAGUAUGAGCAGGUGAAAGCCAUCAUGGGAACGCUCGAGAGCUUUAAGUCAGAGAAGCCAGUCGACAUCCUUGCACCUCAAUCUGACGAGAGACCUGAGGAUCCAGCAGUUUGGCCCCCUCCCAUCCCUGCAGAACACAGGAAUCCUGUUGCAGUGAAGCGUCCCAACAGUGCAGUGAAGCAGCAGAGGAAGGACUCCCCGGGUCUGCAACAUCGAGGGGCAGGACCAGGAGGACGCGGUCAGGCCAACCUUAAACCAGACCGACCGGGAUUCAGAGAUGCCCGUGGCACAAAGGCCAAAGACGAUAAGGGAAAAAAGGCCACUGGCGACGGACCAGGGGAUGUAGAGCAGAAGAAAUUUGAUGCCACAGGAUACGACAGUGACCUGGUGGACUCACUGGAGAGAGAUAUUGUGUCCCGUAACCCUAAUGUACACUGGGAUGACAUUGCUGAUCUGGAAGAUGCUAAGAAACUGCUGAGAGAAGCAGUGGUGUUACCCAUGUGGAUGCCUGACUUUUUUAAGGGCAUUCGUCGCCCCUGGAAGGGUGUGUUAAUGGUUGGCCCUCCAGGGACAGGGAAGACCAUGUUAGCCAAAGCCGUGGCCACAGAGUGUGGGACUACUUUCUUCAAUGUGUCUUCCUCCACCCUCACCUCCAAAUACAGGGGCGAGUCUGAAAAACUUGUUCGUCUACUGUUUGAAAUGGCCCGGUUUUAUGCACCAACAACCAUCUUCAUAGACGAGAUUGACUCCAUUUGUGGCAGGAGAGGAACAUCUGAUGAACAUGAAGCCAGCCGCAGGGUCAAAUCAGAACUUCUGGUUCAGAUGGAUGGUGUGGGGGGAGCUCUGGAGAAUGAUGACCCCUCUAAGAUGGUGAUGGUUCUCGCUGCCACCAACUUCCCCUGGGACAUUGACGAGGCAUUACGACGACGCCUGGAGAAGCGGAUCUACAUCCCCCUGCCCACAGCUGUUGGUCGUGUAGAGCUUCUAAAGAUCAACCUGAGGGAGGUGGAGGUGGCUGCUGAUGUGGACCUGGACCUCAUUGCUGAGAAGAUUGAGGGCUACUCUGGAGCAGACAUCACUAACGUCUGCAGGGAUGCGUCCAUGAUGGCAAUGCGUCGUCGAAUCCAAGGCCUGAGCCCUGAGGAGAUCCGAGCUCUGUCCAAAGACGAGCUGCAGAUGCCUGUGACCAUGGAGGACUUCACCCUCACGCUCAAGAAGAUCUCUAAGUCUGUCUCUGCUGCCGACCUGGAAAAAUACGAAGCAUGGAUGGCUGAGUUUGGGUCAGUAUAGAGAGCAGUUAAAGAAGGAACUCGGAGCUUUGGAAAGUAUGAAGAGGAGGGCCUCAGGAGUGUAUGUCGAAGAGCUGAGUAAACUCCAGUAUGUGAAACAGGAUGCACAUCAGGGAUCAAGAUAAUACAGAUGCUCAAGUUCACUUGAGUCAACGGAGACUGGUGCCUUUGAGAGAGCAUGAUGAGAACUGUCAGUGACUUCACUCCUGCCCUUUCAUGUAUUCCCUCCUUGUUGUUGCUUUGACACAACUGUCCGUGUAGACACUGUCAAUCAUCCAGCUGCUGACUGACAAGUGACCUGAGGAGGAACUUGUCUCACACAGGGAACUUUUAAUGUAAAAAGUAGCCUAAUACACACAGGUAGACCAGGGAAUGUACACUAGUUUUACUUAAAUAUUAAGCCUCAUGCAAGAACAUUUUCAGAUUCUGAGCCUAAGCCCCUCUUACUAAUUCCAAGUCGGCUUCCCUGAACUACACAAGCUUGUCAUAAAUUGCUAAUUUCAAACUGACGAUUGUCAACUGUCAAUAUGUAGGUGAGCGUUUGUGAGAUUUGGGUAAUCAGUGCCCUUAAAAUUGCUAUGUAAGAGUCCCAGUUCUGCUCCAUUUUGGGGCAAGUUUCAUCCCCAAAAUUUUACCAAAGAGUAAAAAGAAGACCACAGAGCUUCAAGAUCUGCUGGCAGAAAUCAGCAGCUGAAAACAUAAAAGAUUUGGCACCAUAAGUGGUCAUUUUAGGAGACCUGAAACAAUUAGACAAUCAUAAUACAGCCAGCAACAACACAUCAUCAGUGUAGAAUCAUAUUGUGACAGAAAAUAAGGAGGAUAAAGAUGUUCGACUGUCAGGUGCAACAGAGGAUGUUCACCUGGGCAGCAAUAAGCAUACCAACCCUGACACAGCUGUUUAUGUGAGAGAAAUUUCCCUACAAAUACAAUAAAACCUACCAAAAUGUGGUCAAACCUCUAAAUCUGCAAGCCAUGAUGUUGGUGAUCUGAUGAACACAUUAUUAAUUUUUGCUUUGUUUAUUUUAGUUAUUUAUUUUAGUUGGUCAUCUGCAAAUUCCUUCAGAUUAAGGCAUUAUAAUACGGGCUGUACGUGACUUGUAUGACAGGACAAGUCUGGACCACAAGUAAAAUUCAUUUGUACUUAAAAAUUUUAAGUACAAGAAAAUUGUGGCAAAGGUGAAAAAGGAAGAUCGUUUGUCACAAAUCACUGAAUAACAAAUGUGUUAGUGCUUGUUAUUCUUGCAUGAGGCCCGUUGUCUUGAAGAACUGUAUGUUUGAGCACUACAGCCUGUGUAUUUCCUGCUGACUGAACACACUUGAAGAACCACAAUGUCUGUUAUGAAGUGACUGAUUAUGUGUUUGUGUUUGUAUGUUUUUUGUUGUUGUUUUUAAUAUCUAUUUUCAAUCUUGGUUCAAUUUUAGCUCUGUUGAGACAAACAAAUGUAGUCAGGCUAAAAUAACAUGUCUAUGUGAAUUGUUUAGUAAUGGAUUAAUCCUUAACUGCUUAAUGGUUCCUGUAUUUUAUGAAUUCUAUUAAAUCUAUU
Seriola dumerili (greater amberjack) is the source of this 3110-nucleotide messenger RNA. It is a transcript of the gene katnal1, whose product is annotated as katanin p60 ATPase-containing subunit A-like 1. Gene Ontology annotation, biological process: microtubule severing. The coding region runs from base 77 to 1567 and encodes 496 amino acids. Gene Ontology annotation, molecular function: ATP binding; ATP hydrolysis activity; microtubule binding. Lineage: Eukaryota; Metazoa; Chordata; Actinopteri; Carangiformes; Carangidae. The record is from RefSeq and is a predicted model, not a curated record. Gene Ontology annotation, cellular component: microtubule cytoskeleton. The transcript is spliced from 11 exons.